AAAUGGAAAGAAGGCCAACGCUCACCCCGCAGCAGGCAACUGAACUGACAGUGCAACUUUAUGGAGUGACCAUGACUGAGAUCUCCACCCUGCCUAGUUAUAUUGACCAGAACUUCCUCAUUGUGGACACCGAGGGUACCAAGUAUGUCCUGAAGAUCAUGAACUCAGAAGGCAGCAAAAAUGCCACUAAGCUGGAGGUUCAGACCUUUGCCUUGUCCUUUCUACGCCAGCAUGGAGUUCCUGCUCAAACCGCCUUGCCCACCACCACGGGGAAGCUGUUGAGUAUGGAGGAAAUAGAUGCAUUUACUGACAACAUUGGACUGUAA
Molecule: messenger RNA, 326 nt
Organism: Notothenia coriiceps (black rockcod)
Lineage: Eukaryota; Metazoa; Chordata; Actinopteri; Perciformes; Nototheniidae
Product: hydroxylysine kinase-like
Exons: 3
Coding region: 3-326 (107 amino acids)
Molecular function (GO): amino acid kinase activity
Source: RefSeq, a predicted model, not a curated record